Messenger RNA from Guillardia theta CCMP2712, 690 nucleotides. RefSeq lists its product as hypothetical. Bases 1 to 690 code for a protein of 229 amino acids. The transcript has 4 exons. Lineage: Eukaryota; Cryptophyceae; Pyrenomonadales; Geminigeraceae. The record is from RefSeq and is a predicted model, not a curated record.
AUGAAGGGCAUGCAGCUAUUUGUGUUGAGCUGUAUUGUGCUGCUCCUGAGGUUUCCUCUCUUCUGCUAUAACUCUGCGAUCUCCGAUAGUAUGACUAUCACUGGUCAAGGUGUUACAUUGGAAAGACUCAUUCAACGCAACUCCAAUCAUGAGAUCCAUCGACAUGGGUUGGCGUACUGCACUAAGACGCUAUACAACAUGGGAGGUAAAGUAGAGACUUUUGGACCUGUAUGUCAAGUACAGAAAUUUUGCAAUGGAAUGCAGUGGCCAGUCUUGACAGAUGAGGUAUUGGCGGAUGAUGAGCGAAAUGGUUCUAACGCUCGUAUCACACAGCAUGCUUGCCCUCUGUGUUUGUACGGGUACAUUCUCCCAGCGGUUCCACAGGAGUUCGAAGGCACCCCUAUGGAUUUUUGUGCUCUUUUACCGCCAGAAUUCUAUCCCUGCCCGUUUCCUGUCUUGCCUCGCGACGGAUCUGGUCCACCCAGAGCGGGACCAUGCUGGGAGCCUAUCAUCAAUGGCACUCGACUGAAUUAUACUGGAACAGGGGUUGUACAGAGCUGGCCAAGAGGGUAUGAUUAUUUUGCUGAGACAGAAGAGAAGGCGAAAAGGAAGAGCAAGAAAAGGAUUUAUGCAAAUCGUCAGGUCAAGGUGCUCCAGCCAAGACGGACGUUCGAGGAGGGGUUGGAUUGA